UUUCCCGGGUUCCAACCUGUAUACGAGUGCAUACUCAAUUCAAGUUAAUUCCCCCUGUCGCGACACACUCAUCCUACUCGCGCCAGCAGCGCUUGGCCAUCAUUUGCCAACCUGUGCACUCGUCCACAGGUCGCGCGUCCUGUUCAAGCUUGUAUUGGAGACCAAGUGUCUGGUAGCAAUGCGCACAAAGCAGUCGGCCGAAUUUGAGAAGCAGGAGAGCACGUGGAUCUACCUGCUGCACCAGCAAGCCCCACCUCAAACGUGUCUCUCGGGGGAAGCUUCUCUCGCUCUACCUCCUAUUAUCGAAACCGCGGCCAGUUCGAAUGACAGCGCGCUGUUCGACGAGUCGUCGCCCCCCACGCGCGGGUUGCUGCUACCCCCUCCAGCCGCUGCCGCCCCCACCAUGAUGCUUUCGAGUCAGGACAAAGUGCCGCAAAACAGUCUAUUGACACUAUCAUUUCCCCGUUUGAGUGACCUUGGCACAGCCAAGCACAGCAGCAAUAAGCGCGCUUGUUUUCCCAAGAAGUGCGACUUCCCCAUGUGCAAGAACAGCUCGCGGAGUCGUGGCUUCUGCUACAGUCACGGCGGUGGGCGUCGGUGUCGCGUGGACGGAUGCAACAAUGGAAGCGUGAGCCGUGACCUGUGCAAGCGUCACGGAGGCGGCCGUCGCUGCCGUAUCGCCGGCUGUAAGAGCAGCUCUGAGAGCGGCGAAGGGCGGAUUCUGCGCCCUUCACCUCACCGGCGAUCGAACGCCUCCAACUGA
Molecule: messenger RNA, 763 nt
Organism: Phytophthora infestans T30-4
Lineage: Eukaryota; Oomycota; Peronosporomycetes; Peronosporales; Peronosporaceae
Exons: 2
Coding region: 404-763 (119 amino acids)
Source: RefSeq, a predicted model, not a curated record